GUGACUUGAUGUAUUAUGUUUCAAGCAAUUGCUUGUGUGCGGCUACGAUGCAAGCUAUUCAUUCAGCUUGUCAGGAUCAAGCUGGUGGAGGAGAACUCAUAGCAUACUCUCGAGUGCCUUUGCGCCCGCCCAAGGAAGGAACGGUCUUCGUGCUUAUUCCGCGAAGGGGCAAGAACGCACAGACUAAUUUACAGUGCAGUGAAUGCAAAAAGCCCACCUUUGCUGCUAGGGAGCCUUGUUCUGCCCAACACUCCCUCCUUGUUCUAUAUCAGCCCCAGCUCUCGAGGACCCUAGCCUUCUCCAACGGAUCUUUCCACUCAACUCCAGAGCCUUGAGCCUUUACAAGGAUUCAUCUACCAUAACCUAUCCAGACUAAACAUGGUCAAACGUAUCAACUACCCCGUAGCGACGCCCAAGGACAAGUCCGCUCUUGAACAGCAGAUCGAGGACCAUGUACUUCUUUCGGCCUUCCGGGAUCUUACAAUUUCUGCCGAAGGUUACACCCAGUACACCAACGAUUAUGGCUUCGUAGAAGACUGGAGAGAUACCGAGGACAACUAUAAGACGCCAGCUGAAAUCGAGUUUUCCAAGCUGGCAAGGGCCGGUGUGCGAUCUAUGAAGCAUGCCUACAGCCCUUCGCCGCUGGACAUGCUGUCCCAUCCACCUGUGCCUAACGCCUUGAUGAAAGUGUACUAUCACAUGGGAUACACUCCAAUCGAAGAUGCCAUCUUCUUCGGUAUGGUUGCUGCAUUCGAGGCUGCUCAAUUCUGGCAACCGUGGGGUAGUCUCGAGAACAAUUGCGUAGACAAUACGGCGUACAUACAUGGCAUUGGAUGGUGGCGCACUUUCCCAACGGCCAUCACCUAUAUGGAUAAGUUCGAGGACGUGUUUGAAGAUAUUCUGGACUUCAUCUUCUACGAUCUUCGUAUGGCAUGCGGCUCGUAUUUAGAUUACACUAACGACUUCGAUGAUUGGAAUGAUCCGAAGAUCGCAGCAUUCCGCGAGUUUUCCGAAGUGGCCGAAUACGUAACGUAUGUCUGCCCGGACUGGUUUCAGAAGUUCCUGGAUCUACCUGGAGAGCUCCGUGAGUCCAUCAUGCACGAUUAUGCGCUGAUGGAGCGUGAUGCUGGUCGCUUGAGCAAGCAUCAGCAUUUUGAUGAGUUCAACAAUCCGUGCUGCAAGUGGGAGUAUCCCAAGGUUCUCAUCGCUUGCGACAACCAGAAUACCAAAGUGUUUCCGGAUGCUAGCACUGGUCGAUGCCCCAAAGGAUGGCUACCGAAUCUCGCUUUCGUGAGCCAUAGGAUGCAUGAGGAGACGCUCGUCUUAAUGCUGCAGCGGACCGCGCGUUUCGAUCUGAAGUACAUCUUUCGAAACACGAACUUCAAGAUCGCGACUUGGUUUACUAAGUUCCUGAAGACCAUUCCAGGAGGCGACGGCGAGAUUGCGGUGAAGCAUCUCAACUUCCCGCACAUGCAUUGGUUCAACCACCAACGCAUCUCGCCAGCGCUUACUAACCGGAGCUUUGAGUUGGCUGUCGCUUGUAAGAACCUGCGCAAGCUCGAUAUGACUUUUCACGUCGACAAAGUGACUAUCAGCAAUGCGCACACUGAUUGGGAGCGCAAGGCACUUCCUCUGGCUACAAUUAUCGAUCGAUUCAAGUUGGAGACGAUUUUCGGCUGUACUAGGUUGGAGGAGGUGUACAUCGAUGGCAUAUACAUGCGACCAUCUCGAGGCGGCAAGGAGGCCGAUCUGGAUGUGCUAGAGGACGCAAGCAAGUGGAUGAUGAAGAGCUUCCUCGUUCGGCGGAAUCCGGAGCGCGGUAUCCAAGUCGAGCUGGUUCGCCGUUGGGGUUGCUGGAGGGGACGUGUUCGGGGGACCCUGCUUGAGCUGGACGAUGUAGAUUUGGCGGAAGUGAAGACCCGCAUCGAGAUGAAGAGCGCAUAUACAAAGGCCCUCGCUUUGGCUGGGCCCGCUACAACUGUCUAG
Molecule: messenger RNA, 1986 nt
Organism: Alternaria rosae
Lineage: Eukaryota; Fungi; Ascomycota; Dothideomycetes; Pleosporales; Pleosporaceae
Exons: 3
Coding region: 379-1986 (535 amino acids)
Source: RefSeq, a predicted model, not a curated record